CACGGGUCCGCUGGUGGCGGGCUUCUCUUCACUCCUCGUGGGCCCUGACUCAGUGUCUAAUGGAGCUUUCUUAUCAGACUCUCAAACUCACGCACCAGGCGCGGGAAGCGUAUGAGAUGAGAACAGAAGCCCGGCGGAAAAACCUUCUCAUUUUGAUUUUGCAUUAUUUAACACAAGAAGGCUAUAUCGAUACGGCUAAAGCACUGGAGGAAGAGACUAAGAUGGGGUUAAGGCGCUUUGAAGUUUGUGACAAUGUUGACCUAGAAACAAUUUUGAUGGAAUAUGAGAGCUAUUAUUUUGUAAAGUUCCAGAAGUACCCCAAAAUGGUUAAGAAGGCGCCAGAGACAGCAGAAAACAAUUUACCACCAAGAAGCGGAGGGAAGAACAACAGAAGGGUGACAAAUGACAAUUGUCAAAAUCUCCCCAAGAUCUGUCAGCAGAAACCACGACCCAAAACCUCAAUAGUGAAGACAGGGGACACCAAAUCUGUCAAGGACCAUUCUAAACAGGAGAAUGUCAGUAAUGCUCAAGUAGAGAAUGCUGACUUUGGCCUAAACAUAUCAAAAAUCCAGAAGAAUGGCACAGAGGAAAAGGCCCAUCCACGAAGAGGCCAAAUCAUUGACUUCCGAGGGCUGCUCACAGAUGCUAUCAAAGGAGCCACCAACGAACUCGCCUUGAACACUUUUGAAUGUAACCCAGACCCUUCGGAGCGGCUGCUGAAACCUCUGAGUGCAUUUAUUGGCAUGAACAGUGAGAUGCGAGAACUGGCAGCCGUGGUGAGCCGGGACAUUUAUCUCCAUAACCCCAACAUAAAGUGGAACGAUAUUAUUGGACUGGACGCGGCCAAGCAGUUAGUCAAAGAAGCCGUUGUGUACCCAAUAAGGUACCCACAGCUGUUUACAGGCAUCCUCUCCCCUUGGAAAGGUCUGCUGCUUUACGGCCCUCCAGGUACAGGAAAGACGCUGCUGGCCAAAGCCGUGGCCACCGAGUGCAAAACGACUUUCUUUAACAUUUCUGCCUCCACCAUUGUCAGCAAGUGGAGAGGAGAUUCAGAAAAACUUGUCCGGGUGCUGUUUGAACUUGCCCGCUAUCAUGCCCCCUCCACGAUCUUCCUGGACGAGCUGGAGUCUGUGAUAAGUCAGAGAGGCAUGACUCCUGGGGGAGAACACGAAGGGAGCCUCCGAAUGAAGACGGAGCUCCUGGUGCAGAUGGACGGGUUGGCCCGCUCGGAGGAUCUCGUGUUUGUCUUAGCAGCAUCUAACCUGCCGUGGGAGCUGGACUGUGCCAUGUUACGGCGCCUGGAGAAGAGGAUUCUGGUUGAUCUCCCCAGCCAAGAGGCCAGACAGGCCAUGAUCUGCCACUGGCUGCCCCCCGUGAGCAAGAGCCAUGCCCUAGAGCUGCGCACAGAGCUGGAGUACAGCGUGCUGAGUCAGGAGACGGAGGGCUACUCAGGCUCCGACAUUAAGCUGGUCUGCAGGGAGGCAGCCAUGCGGCCCGUGAGAAAGAUCUUCAGUGUGCUCGAAAGUCACCAGUCAGAGAGCAGCGAUUUCCCUGUGAUCCAGCUGGAUACCGUGACCACGGAGGACUUUUUGGAUGUGUUGGCUCACACCAAGCCUUCAGCGAAGAAUCUGACUGAGAGAUACUUGGCUUGGCAAAAGGAGUUUGAGUCUGUGUAAAUAAAACUGCACUCAGCCUGACCUGGCCAGAGGCAGUGAGAGCCUCCACCGCGUGACUGGGCUGGAAGGGAGGAGAUUUUUCUUGAACGCUGGAUGAAUCUGGACAAAUGUGUUAUUUUGGAGACAAGAUCUUGUGUCAUGGAUGUCAGCAAAGUGAAGGCUUUGGUCACGAGUGUGUGGGUCAGGCAAUGGAGGGUUUCUUACAAUUCCACUAUAAAAGUUUGAAGAAGUUUCUUGAGGUAUUCCUUAUUUGCAAACUGAAGUCUUCAUUUUGAAGAAAAGUAUUUUCUUAGUCUCUGUUCUUAAUUUCUUUCUUGUUAACACAUUCUCAAGCCUGUGAGGUACCAUCAGUAUCCCCUCCCUCCCUCCUUCCCUCUCUCUCCCUUCCUUUCCUCCACCACAGGGUCUCAUUGUGUAGUGCUGACUGGCUUGGAACUCACUUUGUAGAUCAGGCUGGCUUUGAACUCACAGAGAUCUCCCUGCCUCUGCCUCCCGAGGAUCAGGGUUAAAGUGCUUCCCAAACACAUCCAGCAGUAUGCUUUUCUAAAUAGCUGAACACCUCAUGUGACUCUUGUUUCCCACUCCCUCUGCUCUAGGGGAAGGAGACCACCAUAGAUGCCCAACUCACUCUUUUCAGUCCCUCUGCCCUAGCUGACCACCAUGACCACUGGCCUGCCACCAAGCCCUUAACUUGUUUUCCCAGGGAAUAAAGGGAAAUCUCUAUUCUCCUGCCCUGGCUACUCAGGGCUUCUGAGUACGGAACUAUCCACUGGAGCUGCUGGGCUGGCUCAUCCGUGGGCAUAUGACUGAGUAUAAUGAUACCCCCAUAGCAUUCAUCAAUAAACAGUAGCUACCCAGGGAAGGGCAGACUCAUAAGCCCCUCCCCAAUCCAUGACUGAUUGAUAGUCCCAGUCUCUCCCCCACCCCAACCCUGAAACGGGGUUUCUCUGUGUAACAGAGCCCUGGAUGUUCUGGAACUCACUCUGUAGACCAGGCUGGCCUCAAACUCACAGAGAUCUACCUGCCUCUGCCUCCCAAGUGCUGGGAUUAAAGGUGUGUGCGACCACCCAGCAAUAGGCCCAGUCUUGGCAGCCCUGUACAGGUGACUGCAGCUGAUGAACUGAUGAUUGUAAAACCAAGACAUUCUUAGCAGAGUGGUGUGCAGCCCAUCUCCCUGUCACCCAGCUCUUCUGAGAUGUUCUCUCAACUAUAUAGAAGGGCCUAUAGUUAUUUUUAGUGGGUCAAAGGGUUGGGAAGAUAGCUCAGCUGCCUUGCCUUACAAAUAUGAGGACCUGAGUUUGACCCUAGCAUUCACAUAAAAAUGCCAGGUCUAGGGUACAAGCUUCAAAUUAGCAUGAGAGGGAGGAAACCCUGGCUCACUGGCCAGGCAGGCUAGCCUAUUUGGUGAGCUCCAGGUCAAUGGGAUCCUGCC
Alexandromys fortis (reed vole) is the source of this 3108-nucleotide messenger RNA. RefSeq names its product katanin catalytic subunit A1 like 2 (gene Katnal2). The transcript is spliced from 16 exons. Bases 60 to 1676 code for a protein of 538 amino acids. Lineage: Eukaryota; Metazoa; Chordata; Mammalia; Rodentia; Cricetidae. The record is from RefSeq and is a predicted model, not a curated record. Gene Ontology annotation, molecular function: ATP hydrolysis activity; ATP binding; protein binding.